GAUCUAUGGCUUCGGGGUGCCAGUCCAUCGAAGUUCACAUUACAGGCCAGUUGAGAGUCGAGAUGAAAGUUUUGCUGCUGCUUCCUUCAAUGAUUAUCAUUUGGAUGCUUUGGACUCCGGAGGUGCCAGCACAGGAGCCCGACCUACGGAGAAUUCCCCGCGUGGUGGGUGGCCAUGCCAGUGAGGUUCGGAAUCACCCCUAUAUGGUCAACAUUCGGCGGCGUGGGAACUUCGAGUGCGGUGGAUCUCUGGUCACGCCGCGCUGCGUCUUGACCGCCGCCCAUUGCCUGAAAGAUGGUCACCCAUCUGAUUUUGUGGUCCGCGGUGGGGUCACCUACCUAAGUGACAUGCGUAAUGCCCGCUAUGUGAGGAAAAUACUGCUACCAUCUGCGUACAGUCGCUCCACUUUGGAGCAUGAUGUGGCUUUGCUCCAGCUCCAGCAACCGCUGCAGGCCUCCAUUGCCCAGCCCAUCUCCUUAGCCGUGAGAUCUCCCCGUCCGGGUGCAUUUGUGCGUGUUUCCGGCUGGGGCUUAACCGAUGCCAGCUCCACUUCGCUGCCCAAUCAGCUGCACAGCGUCCAAGUGCGAGUGAUUCCGCAAAGGGAGUGCAGGGAACUCUAUCGGGGUUAUCGCAACAUCACGGCUAGCAUGUUUUGUGCCUCUGUUCCCGGCUUCAAGGAUGCCUGUGCCGCCGAUUCCGGUGGGCCAGUGGUCAACUCCCAUGGCUUCCUGGUGGGCAUUGUCUCCUGGGGCAGGGCUCAUCGCUGUGCCGCCGCAGACAGUCCCGGUGUGUACUCCGAUGUGAGCUACCUGUCCGAUUGGAUAGCCGAUAAUAUUCACAAACACUGCUAG
Drosophila gunungcola (fruit fly) is the source of this 851-nucleotide messenger RNA. RefSeq names its product trypsin beta. Gene Ontology annotation, biological process: proteolysis. NCBI's taxonomy places the organism in Eukaryota, Metazoa, Arthropoda, Insecta, Diptera, Drosophilidae. The transcript has a single exon. The record is from RefSeq and is a predicted model, not a curated record. Gene Ontology annotation, molecular function: serine-type endopeptidase activity. Bases 6 to 851 code for a protein of 281 amino acids.